AUGGUGUCUUACGCCGAGGUUGCGUCUAAGGGAGCCAAGCAGUCGGCAGAGGAGGCCGCCGCCCCCCAACCGCCGCAAGUGCAAGUCGACGCGGGUGUGGCCUCGUCCACGGGCUCGCUGAUCGACGUCGACACGCCCUCGGUGCACACGGUGCCGUCGGACUUUGAGUCGCAGGAGAUCAAGACGGAGACGCAGGCGUCGCGCGUCGAGCGCGAGGCCGAGCAGGAGGCCGCCGCCGCCCGCGCCCGCGCCGAGGCCGAGGCCGCCAGCAAGAAGAAGAAGCGCGUCGCCGAGGAGGCCGCCGCCAAGAAGCGGAGGGCCGAGGGCUGGUUGGCGAGGCACUUGGAUGGGAUGAAGGCGGGUGGUGCCGGUGCCGCGGUGUCGCUGGCGAAUAUUGUGGCGGUGGUGGGCUUGAGUGGUUGGUUGGGGUUCCGCGCGUGGGGUUUGUAUGAUCGUGGUCGGUUGGGGUGGAAGGAGGCUGGUGUUGGGCUCGGAGUGUUGAGCGCUGUGGGCGUGGUGGAGGGCGUGUUUCUGAAGUUGAGGCUAACAGUUCGGUGUAGCUACUUCUCCAAAGCCAAGGGCAAGGACCACUAG
This is a messenger RNA of Chaetomium globosum CBS 148.51, 594 nucleotides long. RefSeq lists its product as uncharacterized. Gene Ontology annotation, cellular component: mitochondrial outer membrane. The transcript is spliced from 4 exons. NCBI's taxonomy places the organism in Eukaryota, Fungi, Ascomycota, Sordariomycetes, Sordariales, Chaetomiaceae. The coding region runs from base 1 to 594 and encodes 197 amino acids. The record is from RefSeq and is a predicted model, not a curated record. Gene Ontology annotation, molecular function: nascent polypeptide-associated complex binding.